AUUUAUGCAUUCUAGUAACUACAAUUGGGAUAAUAGUAGUAUACAUUCAACAAAAAUUCGCACGUUUAUCCGCAGAACAAAUUGAGGAAAAUACUUAACAAGUCGACCAUCCAGGUCACUGCAAACUGCAAUUUGACGGCUGCGAAGCCGUUAAGCGACUCAGCAUAGAUUUUUUAAAUGUUUGUAAUCAAGAUCCUGGGCUGUGAUAAAACCGGGACGUCCGCGAUAUUUGCACACAGUGCAUUGCGAAUCGCAUCCACGUGCGAAUCAUUACCGUUGAAGACAUGAAGCAUUUAGGGGUAAUUGUGUUGGUUUGCAUUGUGGGAUUAGGUCGGGCGGAGGAAGAUAAGGAAUUUUGGUGGGAUAUUCUGGUGUAUAAGGACGCGUUGGAAUUUGUUCGAGGUUGCGGUGGCAGGGAGCUCGGUUUGUGUGUUAAGGAGCGCGCUCUCAGAUACUUGGACAACAUGCCCACCAACAUGGAUCUGGGCGGGGGUUUAAAGAUACGGGGUAACCGAGCGGAAAGGAACUCCAGACAGACGGUCGACUUGCCGAGCGAUUUGCGGGCCAGGGAGGAAGCCGUCGAGAAUAUGCUGUGGGAGAGCGUCGUUAACUUCAUGAGAACGCACACGUUCGAGUUCAAGAUACCCGACGAGGCCAUUAACGAUUUGUUGGGAAAGCCGGUCGAAGAAGCUCGGAAGAAAAAAGGCGGCGGUGGCGGAAUGAGGAUGAAGACGAUGCUACUCUUGCUGCAGCUCAAGGCUGCGACCAUCGGAGCCAUAGCUUUGAAGUUGAUUGGUUUGAUAGCUUUCAAGGCUUUGGUAAUUGCUAAGAUAGCGUUUACGAUUGCCAGUAUAAUCGCUUUGAAAAAGUUGCUCGAAUCGAAACAUCACACGUCGACUUACGAAGUCGUGGCUCAUCCGCAUUACGAGGAGCACGGGCAUUUCGAUAGAUCGUUCAAUAGUUUUAACCCGCAGGAUUUCGCUUAUAGGUCCUAUAAUGCUUUAGGUGGGAGAAGUAGUAAUUAA
This is a messenger RNA of Phyllotreta striolata, 1025 nucleotides long. The record is from the annotation of a GenBank genome assembly. Lineage: Eukaryota; Metazoa; Arthropoda; Insecta; Coleoptera; Chrysomelidae.